AUGAGCCUUUCACCUUCUGAGGACCUUAGUGCCUUGCGGAAGGAUCUCGAAGCUCUACAAGAUCGUGUCUCGGUUUUGGAAGCCCAGGCUCGUUCAAGCCGUGAUAGCACUCCCUCGACCGUCGUUCCAGUGACGGUCAACUAUACCCAAUCUGGUCCGGCCGAUUCCGCUCCCUCGGUGAGUGUCUUGGGUCCGACUCAGUUGCCUGAGGCACCCACUCCAGGUCUGACGCCUGGUGGCCGCAUUACUGCAAGCCAGUACACUGAGGAGUACCGCCGUUCGAUCGCUCAGGACAUCGGGGACUACUUUCGCCGGUGCCUGUCUGGCACCAACCGAGGACCAUCCGGGCGCCAGCAGAUCUCUUUGCCUUCCAAGGUUUACAUCCUGGUGCGCGAGCUGGAUGGCUUGCCCCUGUCUCCGGCCGAUGUGCUGAGGCAGUGUGCUGUGCUGUCGAGUGAGUCCGGGCAGCUUGAACCGGAGUAUCCUUUGGGGUUCUGCGAAGUCACAACCUCCACUGGUGAAUCUGAGCGAGUUGCUGUAAUUUGUAUGGGAGAGAUGGGAGGUGCUUUUUUGGUGGUCACGCCGCACUCAGCGGGGCACCGACAGGUCGCCAAGCGUCAGCUCCCUAGCACGUUUUUGUCUAAGCCCACAAGUGCAGAAGUUCUUUUUGCUCCAUCCCGAGACCCUGGAGCUCAUACGGUGAAUUCAAAAGUAUGGUUUGGAUGGCUCUCCAAGGACUAUGAGAGCCAUAUUUCCUUUGACACAGCCAGUGGACCUGCACUGACCGUUUUGUUUGAUGAAGAUGAAUUGAUGCUACCCUUGGCCUCGAGCCUAGCUCUAGCUGCCGAGCGCUUGUUUGGAUUGCGAGCUGCGCCUAGCUCCUUUGAGAGCGUGCCUGCCGAAGACACUCAGGUGCUCGGCCAACGGGUGGCUGCUCUAGAAAAUCACCUCUCAGGCAUCAAAGAACAGCUCGAGAUUUUGAUUGGGCAAAACACUCAUCCGAGGACCAGUGGGUCUCCUGCCACUCAGAAAGCCGAAGGUGCAAGGCCAAAGAGCAGUGCUGCACCGCCUCGAGCUUCACAGUUUCUUGGCUUGGAUCCCACCGUGGCUCAGGCAGCCUUGGCGGCUGGCAUUCCGGCCACUCAGUUGGAGGAGAUGUCCAAACUGGCUCUAGCUGGCAAACCGCGUCUCCCUGAUCUUCCCAAAGCCCCGAUGCCGAAGAGGAAGGAUCCGUUGGACGAGAGCGAAGAUGAUGCCGUCGGUGAGUCCGCUGUGGAAGUCACAAAGGAGACAUCACUCGAAGCUUUGCUCGACGGCUCUGGCUAUCCCGGCUCGUCCGAGUCUGCUGGAGUUCCAUCGGCUCGCAAGAACGCAGCGGCCCUCAGGGCAUUGAAGAAGACGCUGAGUUCAGACCUCGAGCAAAUCUCCCGAGUGAUCGAGCGCAACAUGGAGGCAGAUUUCAACCUACGCCGAUCGGGCGUGCCAGGAGCUCCAGUGGUCCCUGUCAGCGCCCGUGCUUGGCUGGAGGCCCGGUCGAGAGUCCAGAAUUUCCGCACCCCCGUUACCUUCCUUUGGGGGGUAGCAGGGAUCUUGGAUGCCCUGCGAGAUCAGAAACCAGAAGAAGCACGGGCGCGCGCCGGCCUUCUUCUUUGCCAGGGCGACCAGCUUUCGAUCGACCGGGGCAGUUGGAUUGUUGCAGCUUCCAUGUCGCUCGAGGAUCCACCUCCGUUUGCAGUGUUUGCCACCCAUACGUUGCCGGCCGAGACAGAGAGUCAGGUGACAAAGUUGAUCGAUUCUCGCUGGGUAGAUCUUUUUCUGCACCACCUCAGCGAGAUCGACCAGUUGGCGGAGAAGAAGAAAAAGCUGACUUUCAAGAAGACGCCUCUCGAUCCACCUCCCGACGGCACUGCUUCGCCCAAGCGGAAAGGCAAAGGAAAAGGGUCUGGAUCAGCCGGCUCUGGCAAAGAUGCCGGCAGGGAGAAGGAAAAGGAGGCGGCCCAUCCGGUUGCGAGUGAGCCUGUGCCCGGUUCUUCUAUGUCAGAGCAGGGUGCCCUCCUGGGCGCCACUGCUUUAUUGGGUCCGGGACGCUUGCUGCCCGACUUGAGGUCGCAGGACCUUGCUGCUGAUGCCUACCCGCCGCGAGGUGAAGUGCGCGCCGGCGCUUUGUUGCGCCAAACCCAUUCGUCAGUCAAAGGUCCACCGAGUGAGAUCGCAGAGGAAGCCAAGCCCACCGUUCCAGCUGAGGCCGAAAAGAAGCCUGAGCACCGGGCACCUGGAGCUUCCGCGAGUACAGUGAAUGCAAGAGGUUUGUGGAAUUCAUUGCUCCGUUGGGUGCUGAGGUCUCCAUGUGGCACCCUACGUACUUUUUUGCACACCGCUCUCCAUAGUCCAGCUCCUGAAGGAGACCUUCAUGACCCUAGGCCGGAGUGGCCUAUUCCGCUGCCUUACCCUGCUCUGCUAGCUGGAGCUCGUGAGGCGACGGAGGAUGAUGCUUGGCGAAGGUGCGCCAACAUGAUGGUUCUUAUUUUGAACUGGAUUCAUAUGGGACAACCGGCGAUCUGGCCUCGGAAGUUCAGUAUUUUUUCCUCUUUGACUCCGUCUCAACUGGUUCUGGUGACACGUUUGAAGCAUCUAGCUGGUGAAUGGCUGAAGUUCAAAGACAUUACAGCAGAGUCCAUGGGGCGCACUGCAGGCAAGGUUGAGAGUCUAGAAGCACUGGUCCACCGCUUGGAGACAUCUGCGGUUGCUUUCGUUCCAAAGUCAGGGUCUGGUAAUGGACCCGUGCAUCGAGCGGCAGCGGGCGAGGAUACUGCGGUCCAAGUGGAAGACAUCCAAGCCGCGAAGGCCGUCGAAGCUGGACGCUUGAGUUUCAAGGGGCGCCCGGCUUUCGACCCUACGCCCUACCUAGAAGAACCGGCCAGAUCUCUCUACCAAGAUCCUUUGAAGUUUGCCGUGCCUCCCUCCGAGUGCUUUGAGGAGAUUCCGACCGUGAAGGUCAGAGGAGAUCGAAAAGAGAUCCUGGGACUUCUCUCCUCCCUUGACAGCACCGGCAGGCUUGCUUUGUUCUCUCCGGAUGAGCUCCGGAUGGACUUCCGAGCAGGAGUAUUUGCAUUGAUGAAAAACCUCACCGCAGAUCGUUUGAUUUUGGAUUGCCGUCCCGCCAAUGCCCUUGAACCUGGAUUGAAUCAGUGGACUCAGACUAUGGGGUCUCUUACCCCCAUCCUUGGUAUGCGCAUUCCCCCCGACCACAAGGUUGUAGCUGCAGGAGAAGAUCUAAAAGACUACUACUACUAUAUCAUUUCGGAGAGUCGAGCUAAGCGCAACUCACUCGCCUUCCAGCUCUCCCGUGCAGAGGCCAAGCGCUUUCGAGGCGCGUAUCGCUGGGCAGAUCGACAGGCUCGUAUUUUGAUCCCUGCGCUGAAAACUAUGGCUAUGGGAGACCUUAAUGCCGUAGAGUUCGGCCAGCAAGCACACGUCAAGCUUGGAUUGUUGCAUGGGUUGGUGGGUAUGCGAGAUUUACUCACGCUGCGGGGGAGGUUCCCUCGCCAGAGCUGGGCAGUGGGCUAUGUGAUAGAUGACUUCAUCGUCCUGGAAGCUGUCCCAAAAAGUUCUGUUCCUGCCCCUUUAUUUUCUUCAAGAUUGGCCGACGCUAUGGUUGACGUAUACUCGCAUGUCGGUCUGGUCGCGAACGAUUCGAAGAGGUUCCGGGCGGAAGAGCACCCUCAAUUUUGGGGCAUUAGCAUCGACGGAAAUUCAGGACUGGUCAGAGCCCUUUUGGAUCGCACAAUCCCUCUGAGCUUUGUCACUGCAAGAGUCGCUCGUACAGGCGCAGCGUCCCGCCACUUGCUCGAGAUCAUUGCCGGUUCCUGGACAGCCAUUAUUGCUGCUCGGAAGCGCUGCAUGUGCCUUUUACAGCAGAUUUUUGUAGAGAUUCAAGCUCAUGAGUAUGGUGUUGUCUUUCGGAUCUCACCCCAAUUGGUUGCAGAGCUUUGGACAUUAGUCGUAUUGGCGCCUCUCAUGUGUUCCGAUUUGACCGCCCCCACGUCGACGACUUUGUACGCAGUCGAUGCAUCAGAUCAACGCAUCGCUGGGGUUGUCACUGAACUUACCGCUCCUUUUGCCAAAGAGCUGUCGCGACAUACGAUGACUCGAGCAGCUUGGUCACGUCUUCUGUCACCCUGGAAGAGCCACCAACGCCGCCUAGGCCGCCUGGACCCAGCAGACGAAGUGCCGGAGGGUGAAGCUCCUGCUCAGGCUCAUUUGCUGUGGGUGCAGUUAAUGCGAUCGUGUCAGUUUUACCCAAUGUUCUGCGAUCGAGCCGCUAGGUCUGAGCACAUCAAUGUUAGUGAAAUGAGGGGUUUAUUGAAGGCCGAAGCACACCAUUCUUCCGAGCAACCCAGCACCCGUUGCAAUAUCGGAACUGACUCGCAGGUUUGUUUAGAGGCCGUUGUCAAAGGCAGAGCAUCCUCGGUGGUGCUGAACAAGAUGCUCCGGAGACACCUUCCAGUUUUGCUUUGUGGGAAUUUGUACCCUGGGCACCAAUAUUUACCAUCGAGUGACAACCCCGCUGAUGACCCUACUCGAGAUAAGGAGCUCCGUGAACCUGUUGAAACCGCUCCGAAAUGGCUGGUUGAAGCUUUUGAAGGUGACUUUCGAUCGCUAGAUGAUAUGCUCAAAGCCAGCUCAGCUGAUGAAGCCACUCUUGCUCGCCUCCCCGAAUUUGAAGACUCUGCCAUACCGCCAGAUUGGUUGCGGUCCGACCGACAGCUGCUCCGACGGGAUUAUCGAAAUAGGCACUGCUCUGCCGAACACCGCACCGCAGUGACUGGCUUGCCGAAUAACCCCGCUCCAGACUUGUGGAAGACUGAGGAUCAGGUCAAGCUGCACCCCGCAGCCGAGCAGCUCCUCCGCAAGCUCCCCGAGAGUUAUUUUGUUUUUCCCAAGAGCUGGAAUAGGAAGCAGCGACGCACUUCGCUGAGCUUCACUGGUGCCUUGGACCUUUUUUCAGGCAGUCGAGGGCUCGCAAAAUCCCUCGCCCGACACACUCAAAAUUGGGUCCUCACUUAUGAUAUUGCGCAUGACCCACGGCAGGACCUGUUGGACCCAUCUGUCCAAGCCGAGUUAGAUGCUCUUGUUCAGCGGAAGUGUUUUCGCCUCCUGUCCGCAGGCCCGGUUUGUUCGAGCUUUUCCCGGGCUGUACGCCCGCCAGUCAGAAGCAGACAAUUCCCACGAGGCCUAGAAUGCCUGUCUAGUAACAUGCAACGGAAGGUAGCAGAGGGAAAUGCUUUUUCUAGUUGGCUUGCCGCUUUGAUCAAAGCUGCAUGUUCACAAGGCUGCAUUUUUCUAGUUGAGAACCCUUGGAUGUCUUUUCUUUGGGACCAGCCGGAAUGGCAGGACAUUGCUGAUUCCCCUGGGAGCUCCUUUUUCGUGACCGAUUUUUGUGUUUGGGGAACUCCCUGGCGCAAGAGGACGAAGUUUUUGACAAACACUUCUUUCCAACCAUGCAAGUUGUUUUGCCGUUGCGGCAGUUCGCAUGAGCACCUCAGACUGAGCGGCUAUUCGAGAAAGCACCGGAAGCCCUGGACCAAGGUUGCUGAGGCAUAUCCUGCAAAAUUAUGCGGUGCCCUGGCCUUAGUCUUAGCAAACCAGCUGCUGCCUCCCUCGAGGCAAAGGAAACUGGACUUGGCCGCUUGUGCUCAUGUUAACUCCCGAGUGGGGGAAGCCUCGAAGCCAGGGCCGAGGCCGCGACGUCCUCGGCCCGCUGUAGAUCUGGAGGAAGUUCAGUUGGUCACUGCUCACACUUCGUUCAUCCAGCAGAAAGCCCGAGCCCUUUUUGCGGCUUGGCUGGCUACUGAACUGAGUGAAGCAACUUGGCGAAAUUUAGAAGAUCUACCUGAGCUUUGUGUGAUUUUCUUACGAGCUUUUGGACGGCAUCUUUUUGCAUCCUCACAGCCCUUGUACCUUUUUCGUCACCUAGUUGUUUAUUUCCAACGGAACUAUCCAGUUUUUCCUGCUCCCUUGUCCGAAGCAUGGGACCUGAUUGCAAGAUGGGAAAGGAUUCAACCGGUAGAGCACAGGACUCCGAUGCCCAAACUCAUUUUUGAUGCUGUAGUUUCGCUUGCUUAUCUUUGGGGUUGGUACCGGUUCGCUGCAGUGACGUUGUUAGCAUUUCAUGGCAAACUUCGCAUAAGUGAGCCUCUUAAAGCCGCUCGUAAAGAUUUGUUGUUGCCUGCUGAAACUGGUGUCGGCCUUGAUGCAGCUUUCCUGAAUAUUGAGAAGUCGAAGACUAGCUUUCGUGGCAAGGGCAUCGUCCAGCAUACUAAGAUUACUGACGGCAACGCGCUAGCUGCUGCUGAUCGGAUCUUGAAGACUCUCUCGCCAGAGGAGAGGUUAUAUGCUGGAACACCAAGCACUUACCGACGUCGAUGGGAUGCCUUGCUGCGAUCUCUACAGAUCGACAAGAGUUGGCAGUUGACACCAGGGACACUCCGAUCCGGAGGGGCUAUAUACGCCUACCACUCAGGCGUCCCUGUCACGGAGAUUCUUUGGUUGAUGCGUUUGAAGAAUCUGACAACUUUGGAAAGCUACUUGCAAAGUACUGCUGCUAUGAACAUAAUGUUAAAGCUCCCUGAUUCAGUUCGAGGCCGAAUUCAAGUUUUAGCUCAGACGCUCCCUCACCUAGUGCGCCACUCUCCCAGCAGCGCUCAGGCACAACUCUACAGACGCGCAGUCUUGUAG
Molecule: messenger RNA, 6738 nt
Organism: Durusdinium trenchii
Lineage: Eukaryota; Dinophyceae; Suessiales; Symbiodiniaceae
Source: the annotation of a GenBank genome assembly